GCCAAGGAAACAACACUGUAGCUAAGUAAGGCGGGAGGGCGGUCUUAUUGUUAUGAUGCAGAAUCAUCUGAUUCUGCCUUCAUACGAUUUUAAUAUUCGAACGCGUUACAUGGUGUCUGUUAUUUGUGUUUAGUAAGUACGAAGUGCCACUAUUUAACCUAUUUUUGGAUAUUUUGGUGUUUAUAUUAGACUUUCGUUUCAUUAUUAAUUCACAAGUGACAUUUGAAGAAUUACAGCGAUUAUCCUGCCUAGCAACAGCGUUGGUAAUAAUGGCUGACGGUGUGACUGGAAGAGUUGUAACCAGAAGUACAAGUGAAUGUCCCAUUUUUGGUGCCCCUUCAGAACUUAAAAGUACCGUUUUGCCAACUAUUGGAGACACUAUAAAAGGUUAUUUGUAUAUUAAACAUAAAUUAAUCCAUGAACGAUCCGGCCAAGAGCCAAGCGUUUAGGAAAUAUCCAAACAGUUAGGACAUCAAAUAGAAGAAAUUUGGCAAAGAGCUUCGAUUCCCACAGUAUCACACGAACGCAUCCGUCAACUGAUUGGUAAGCAUUAUAAUACAUAUCGUAGCCUUAUCAGAUAUCCACAAAAAAAACGUAAUGAAAACUACACCAUAAAAGUAAAAACUUUUAAACACGAAUCAACGAAGCUGUUUGAUAUCGCAGCCUGUAAAUGCCCAAUAAUUACUUCUUGUUGUUGUGUCAAGUCACGUAAGGUUCCAACUGAAGAACGGUCUUUCCUUUUGGACCAGAGAUCAAAUAGAAGAAUGGGGAUUGGAACUGUCGAUAUAAUUGAGACUAAUAAAUUAAGAAAGAAACUUGAAAGACAAAAAGCAGAAAUCGAACGUGAAGAACGCUUUCGUCAAUGGCAAGAAGGGGACUGUAGUCAAAGUGCUAAAAUAAUGGAUGAUAGUAUUGACGAUGGUAAUGAGGGUCAAUUUAUUAACAUUGUUGCAGUUCCAGAACUCAAAAAAAGUAGUAAUGAUACAUUCUCUGCAACGGAGCCAUCAACAUCAGAAGUUGGACAAAUGAGGUUCACACUUCCAACACUCUCACGGGUCUGUGACCAAUAUGGUAUUUCUGAUAGAUGUGCUGCAGCAAUUGCUUCAGCAACGUUACAGGACAUCGGUAUUGUAACAAUGGAUGAUUGUUCUAAAGUUGUUGAUAGAAGCAAGGUUCGAAGAGAGCGCCAGAAAACACGUGCUUUACUCAAAAAUGUGCAAACUGCAAGUGGAGGAGGCUUGAAAAGUAUAUUUUUUGAUGGCAGAAAAGACAAAACGCUCUCACAGGAAAUAGUUGGCGACAGAUAUCAUAAAAGAACGAUCAGCGAAGAAUAUAUAUCUAUGAUAGAAGAACCAAAUUCUCUUUAUUUGGGCCAUGUGACGCCGAGUUCUGGAACUGGGAAGCACAUAGCGACAGCAAUCUAUGAUUUUUGUAUUAAAAAUGGAUUAAACUUCAACGAAGUUUUAGCUGUUGGUUGUGAUGGUACAGCCACAAAUACCGGAAGAAAAAACGGUGUUAUUGCGAAUUUACAGAAUAAAUUGGGACGUCCUUUGCAAUGGUUAAUCUGCCUACUGCAUGCGAAUGAGCUGCCUCUGCGUCACUUAUUCGCAUUCCUUGAUGGUGCAACAAGCGGUCCUCGUGAGUAUUCGGGACCUAUAGGUAAAUUGCUUGAAAACUGCGAGGCACUGCCGCCUGUACAAUUUGAGGCAAUUACUUGCAUUGUGCCCGAAUUGGAAUAUAGUGAUCUGAGUACCGACCAGAAAUACAUGUACGAAAUAUGUCUUGCAAUUUCGGCUGGUCAGUGCUCCUUAAAUCUAAGUACUCGCAAUCCAGGAAAACUACCACACGCUAGAUGGCUUACAGCCGCAAACAGAAUGCUAAGACUUUAUAUUGCAACCGAAAGUCAUCUGCAAAUUUAAAAACUCUGGCUGAGUACAUAGUAAAGGUAUAUGCCCCAGUUUGGUUCCAGAUAAAGAAAGAACCUUCGUGCGCGAAUGGAGCAAGGCAUAUAUUUAAGAUAAUAUCAUCAUCUCGUUAUUUAAGUGAUGAUCUUAAAAAUAUUAUUGAUCCUGUCAUUCAACGGAAUGCUUAUUAUUGCCACCCCGAAAACGUGCUAUUAGCCAUGCUAACUGAUGAACGAAGGUAUAUCAGAGAACUAGCUUUGCGUAGAAUUUUGAAAGCUAGAGAAAUGGUCUCUGUUCCCACAGAAGUCAGAGAAUUCCACAACUGAACUUCCAUGUCUUAGACUACCAUUGAUGUUAUCAACUGGCAGACGUGUGAAGUAACCCCACCUCCAAUUUUAGCUGGCGUUUUGAAUCAAACACUCCAACAAUGCAUCAAUAAUACCGAGGCAGAUUUGGACUUCGUUCAGUUCCCCUGUCAUACUCAGGCAGUGGAACGGUGUGUUAAGAUGGUGACUGAGGCGUCUAUGUCGGUGAUUGGUGAAUCGGUUAGGGAUGGCUUCAUAAGAGCAAAAAUUAAAUCUAGGAGCAUCAUGCCCUCGUUCGAAACGAAAAAAGAUUAUAAGGUGAUGUAGUGAUUGAAUGGUGGCUAUAACUGACUAUAAUGGCUAUUACAGCUCUUUAUUUAAAAAGUAUUAUUGUUCAAAUGUCCGUCUCUGCUGUGUUUGUAUGGUUUUUUAGUAUAAUAAUAAAUCCUUUUUCUACUUUACUUUUUAUCUUAUAUGACAUAUAUUAUGUAAUAGUUCCAAAUUGAAACUUUGGAAACAUAUUAAAUGCCGUAAUACCAUUUCAACGGGCGGUAGAGGGCCAAAUAUGUUAAAAUAUUUCAAAACAUCAUUUACCUUUUAUUUUUAGGAUAAUAUAAGGUAACUUUUUGCGGGUAUGGCAAAGUGAAAUUUUGAAAAAAAAAUUAUUACUCCUUUAAGGGAUGGUAGAGGGCCCAAGAUGUUAAAAUAAUUCAAAACAUCAUUUACCUUUUAUUUUUAGGAUAUUAUAAGGCAACUUUUUGCGGGUAUUGCAAAGUGAAAUUUUGAAAAAAAAUUAUUACCCCUUUAAGGGAUGGUAAAGGGCCAAAGAUGUUAAAAUAAUUAAAAACAUCAUUUACCUUUUAUUUUUAGGAUAUUAUAAGGCAACUUUUUGCGGGUAUUGCAAAAUGAAAUUUUGAAAAAAAAAUAUGUAUCUCAUUGUCACUCCACCCUAACGAACAUGGCGUCGUACCAAGUUGUGUUGCGACAAUGCAGGUAUUCACACUCAAGUUUUAGA
Messenger RNA from Diabrotica virgifera virgifera (western corn rootworm), 3224 nucleotides. RefSeq lists its product as uncharacterized. NCBI's taxonomy places the organism in Eukaryota, Metazoa, Arthropoda, Insecta, Coleoptera, Chrysomelidae. The transcript has 2 exons. The coding region runs from base 765 to 1919 and encodes 384 amino acids. The record is from RefSeq and is a predicted model, not a curated record.